CUGUUGCAGAAAGAACUGGCAAAAAGAAGAGAUUGGCCACACAUGUGUGCUUACAAACUGGUGACCGUGAAGUUUAAAUGGUGGGGCCUUCAGAGCAAAGUGGAGAGCUUUAUCCAGAAGCAAGAAAGGCGUUUAUUCACAGUCUUCCAUAGGCAGUUGUUCUGUUGGAUGGACAGGUGGAUUGAACUUACUAUGGAUGAUAUCCGGCGUAUGGAGGAGGAAACUAAGAAAGAACUGGACGAGAUGAUAUUAAAUGGUCCAGUGAGGGGACUGACAGCUACUGAUGACUAGCACCAGUUUCCUGUUUUUAGUCGUAAGUACGAUAGACUGUCUCUGAUGUGAUCAAAGUAUUAUAGAGUGCCUUUUGUAGAAUAUAACAUGCAAGAGUGUUUACCAGUAAAUCUGGUUUGUACACUGUUAAUGAACUGUGUAACAGUUUGCGUCGUCAUUAAAUCCUGAUUGAUUGGGCUUUUCAUUCUGUGGGAUCCUUUACAGCGUGUAUCCUCUGUCACAGACUUUGACAGGAGCCUCUAGACUUCCGCAUUACAGAGUAGAAGUAGAAGCAAUUUUUAAAAAAAAAUAUUUGUUGCUGGCUGGGCUGGAGUUGACUCCUCAUCUAUAAUUGGCCUUCAGAAGGUGGUGGUGAGCUGCUACUUUAAACCACUGCCUUUGACCUUGGGAUGUCAGUGUACCCACAGUGCUGUUGGGUUGGGGGGGUGCAUGGUGUUGGGGGCGUUUGCAAGUUGCAGUAUUUAGACCCAACAACAGUAAAGGAAAGGUGAUGUAUUUCCAAGUCAGGAUGGUGAGUGGCUUGGAGGGGAAAUGAAGAUGGUGGUGUUUCCAUGUAUCUGCUCCCCUUGUCCUUCCAUUUGGUAGGGUUCGGAAGAUACUGUCCAAUGACCCAUGUUGAAUUUCUGCAGUGCACUUUGUAGUUGAUAUGUAGUGCUGAUGAGGUGAAGGGAGAGAGUGUUGAUGGUGAUGGAUGAGACUGGUUCAUCCAUACUGCUGUCAAUCUUCUUGAGUAUUGUUGGAACUGCACAAAUAGAGUUAUGUGGGGAGUAUUCCAUCACACUCCCGACCUGCACCUUAUAGAUAGACAGGCUUUGGGGAGUCAGGAGAGGAGUUACUUCCUGCAGCAUUCCAAGCCUCUAACCUGUAGCCACAAGAUUAGUUUGGCUUGUCCAGUUCGGUUUCUAGUCAAUGGUAACUCCUGGAAUGUUGAUUGUGGAGGUUUCAGUAAUACCAUUGAAUGUCAAAAGGUGAUGGUUAGAUUCCCCCUCAUUG
Rhincodon typus (whale shark) is the source of this 1284-nucleotide messenger RNA. RefSeq names its product phosphatidylinositol transfer protein alpha isoform-like. Gene Ontology annotation, cellular component: cytoplasm. Gene Ontology annotation, molecular function: phosphatidylcholine intramembrane carrier activity; phosphatidylinositol transfer activity; phosphatidylcholine binding. Bases 43 to 291 code for a protein of 82 amino acids. The transcript has 3 exons. NCBI's taxonomy places the organism in Eukaryota, Metazoa, Chordata, Chondrichthyes, Orectolobiformes, Rhincodontidae. Gene Ontology annotation, biological process: phospholipid transport. The record is from RefSeq and is a predicted model, not a curated record.